AAUAUAGUAAUAGUACGUGCCAAAGAAGAAGGAGCAGCGUCCACUUGUAUGCAAUGGAAACUAUUUAAAGCAACGGAGAGAGUAGGAAACAUCGUGCCAGGCCAUAAGCUAAGCUGCAGCCUCAAACACAGUAAGAAGAGAGAUGGCGUUGUUGGUGGAGAAAACGUCCAGUGGAAGGGAGUACAAGGUGAAGGACAUGUCGCAGGCUGACUUCGGCCGCAUGGAGCUCCAACUCGCAGAGGUCGAAAUGCCGGGCCUCAUGGCCUGCCGGACAGAGUACGGCCCAUCGCAGCCCUUCAAGGGCGCCAGGAUCACCGGCUCCCUCCACAUGACCAUCCAAACCGCCGUCCUCAUCGAGACGCUCACAGCGCUCGGCGCCGAGGUCCGCUGGUGCUCCUGCAACAUCUUCUCCACGCAGGACCACGCCGCCGCCGCCACCGCCCGCGACAGCGCCGCCGUCUUCGCCUGGAAGGGCGAGACGCUGCAGGAGUACUGGUGGGGCCCCGAGCGCGCCCUCGACUGGGGCCCCGGCGGCGGCCCCGACCUUAUCGUGGACGACGGCGGCGACACCACGCUGCUGAUCCACGAGGGCGUGAAGGCGGAGCAGGAGUUCGAGAAGAGCGGGAAACUCCCGGAUCCGGCUUCCUCGGACAAUGCGGAGUUCCAGAUCGUGCUGACGCUGAUCAAGGACGGGUUGAAGAGCGAUCCGAAGAGGUACCACAAGAUGAAGGAGAGACUGGUGGGAGUUUCGGAAGAAACCACCACCGGCGUGAAGAGGCUCUACCAGAUGCAGGCCAAUGGCUCCCUCUUGUUCCCCGCCAUCAAUGUCAAUGACUCCGUCACCAAGAGCAAGUUUGAUAACCUGUAUGGAUGCCGUCACUCGCUUCCCGAUGGAUUGAUGAGAGCCACCGACGUGAUGAUUGCCGGAAAGGUUGCCGUUGUGUGCGGCUAUGGAGAUGUUGGCAAGGGUUGUGCUGCCGCCAUGAAGCAGGCUGGGGCUCGUGUCAUUGUCACUGAGAUCGAUCCCAUUUGUGCCCUUCAGGCUCUCAUGGAAGGUCUUCAGGUUCUCACCCUCGAGGAAACUCUCUCCGUCGCCGACAUCUUCGUCACCACCACCGGUAACAAGGACAUCAUCAUGCUCAACCACAUGAAGCAAAUGAAGAACAACGCCAUUGUCUGCAACAUUGGCCACUUCGACAACGAAAUCGACAUGCUGGGCCUGGAGACCCACCCUGGUGUGAAGCGCAUCACUAUCAAGCCUCAAACCGAUCGAUGGGUCUUCCCUGAGACCAAAACAGGGAUCAUUGUGCUGGCGGAGGGGCGUUUGAUGAACUUGGGGUGUGCCACAGGCCACCCCAGCUUUGUCAUGUCCUGCUCCUUCACCAACCAGGUCAUUGCUCAGCUUGAACUGUGGAAGGAGAAGGGUUCUGGCAAGUAUGAGAACAAGGUCUAUGUUUUGCCCAAACACCUUGAUGAGAAAGUCGCUUCUCUCCACCUUGGCAAGCUUGGAGCUAACCUCACCAAGCUUACCAAAGAGCAGGCAGAUUACAUCAGUGUGCCUGUCGAGGGUCCAUACAAGCCUGCUCAUUACAGAUAUUAAUUCAUCCCAUCACAUUCCCCGAGAAUAAAGAAAAUAUAUUCUAUCGCUAUCACUAUCACUUCCCCUCAUUCUUACACUUUUCUUCUCUUACUUUUUCCAUAUUUCUGCUAGAAUAGGACCUUCUUUUUAUUCUUUUCAUAGGAUCACAAUUCCAUUAGGUUAAGAGCAAAAUUACCCAUGGCUCUCUCUAAUCUAUCAAAUGAGACCAGACCCAAUGGGUUCGAAUAAGGCUUUGGCUUUGGCUAUCUUCUGUGGGUUUUGAUUUAGCAGCUAUUAUAUUUUCCAUCUCUUUUUCUUUUCUUA
Molecule: messenger RNA, 1903 nt
Organism: Cajanus cajan (pigeon pea)
Lineage: Eukaryota; Viridiplantae; Streptophyta; Magnoliopsida; Fabales; Fabaceae
Product: adenosylhomocysteinase 1
Biological process (GO): L-methionine cycle
Cellular component (GO): cytosol
Molecular function (GO): adenosylhomocysteinase activity
Source: RefSeq, a predicted model, not a curated record